Molecule: messenger RNA, 2186 nt
Organism: Plutella xylostella (diamondback moth)
Lineage: Eukaryota; Metazoa; Arthropoda; Insecta; Lepidoptera; Plutellidae
Gene: Anxb13
Product: annexin B13
Cellular component (GO): nucleus; vesicle membrane; plasma membrane
Molecular function (GO): phosphatidylserine binding; calcium ion binding; calcium-dependent phospholipid binding
Source: RefSeq, a predicted model, not a curated record
GACGUCGACAAUCGACAUUUUCAAUUUCAUUCAAUUCAGUUUUCGUAUUCGGCGGCUGUGACUCGUUUACAUUCGAUCGGAUAACUAUUUAUUUUUAAACGUUUCACUAAACAUUUGUGGUGUGUUUAUAUAAAUAAAAGUGACAAAAGUUAAGUUGAAAAUGAAUCCCUACCAGCAAGGCCAGUCGGGAUAUCCACAACAGCCUUACCUGCACAAUAUUGGGUUCAGUAACAGCGCCCCACAGUCUUUUGGGAACCCGAUGCCUAUGGCUGGCUUCCCUACAACUGGUUAUCCGGCCCCGCAGCCUGGUUACCCGCAAGCAGGGUACCCACAAGCUUCACCAGGCUACCCACAAGCUUCACCAGGCUACCCACCCACUCCUGGCUAUCCACAGGCCAAUGCGGGCUAUCCACAGGCCAAUCCGGGCUAUCCCCAGUCCAAUCCAGGCUAUCCCCAGCCAUCAGGCUAUCCUUCAGCCAAUCAAGGCUACCCGUCCCAGCAAAGUGCAUACCCUCAGGCCAAUCAGGGCUACCCUGCUGCACCCCAGCAGUCUAACCAAUACCAAGGCUACCCGCCUCGCAGUGAGCCAACCAUGACACAAUCUCCUUACCAUGGGUCUGCUUCCUCGCCAAUUAAUGAAUCACCGUCUAAGCCGACGGUAGUUCCCGUGAACCCUUUCGACCCUCGUGAGGAUGCAGCGGUCCUGCGCAAGGCUAUGAAGGGCUUCGGCACAGACGAGAAGGCCAUCAUCCAGGUGCUGACGAGACGCAGCAAUGAACAGCGGCUGCGCAUCGCUUACGAGUUCAAAACUCUUUAUGGAAAGGACCUAAUAUCAGACCUGAAGAGUGAAACCAGCGGCAAGUUCGAAGACCUGCUAGUUGCCCUCAUGACACCACUGCCUCAGUUCUACGCCAAGGAGCUGCACGACGCGACGGCCGGCAUCGGCACUGAUGAAGACGUGCUGAUAGAGGUCAUGUGCACCAUGUCCAACCACGAGAUCCAGGUCAUCAAACAGGCGUACACUGCAAUGUACGGCAACCUUCUCGAGGACGAUCUCCAGGGAGACACUUCGGGCAACUUCAAGAGGCUCAUGACCUCGCUUUGUAUGGGAAAUCGUUCGGAGGACUUCCACGUGGACCAAGAGAGUGCGAGACAAGACGCCAGGAGCCUUCUACAAGCCGGUGAGCUGCGCCUAGGCACGGACGAGUCCAUUUUCAACGCGAUCCUGUGCUCGCGUUCCUUCAAGCAACUGGCGGCCAUCUUUCAGGAAUACCACUUCCUGACCGGACACGACAUCGAUGACGCCAUCAAGGCCGAGUUCUCGGGGGAUCUUGAGAAGGCGCUGAGGGCUAUCGUGAAGGUGGUCCGCAACAAGCCGUUGUUCUUCGCGGAGCGCCUGCACAAGUCCAUGAAGGGGCUCGGGACCAACGACCGGCAGCUCAUCCGCAUCAUGGUGACUCGCUGCGAGCUGGACCUGGGCGACAUCUGCGACGUGUUCGAGCACAAGUACGGGGAGACGCUCGCUAGCUGGAUCGAGGGCGACUGCUCCGGCCAUUACAAGAAGUGUUUCCUCGGUCUGCUGGGACUUUACUAAACAUUUACAGUUACAUUAUGCAAUGACUACUGACACAUAAUAAUAUUAUUAUCCAAUCUAAAGAUUGAGACGCUACAUUUAUACUGAAAUUAAAAUUAUGUUAUGAGAAUAGAUGAUAAUAAUAUUGUCAAGAUACUUUCGUACAACUCAUAUUGCUGUGGUGAGGUUUUCAUACUCGUAUUAAAAUCCUUAUACAGGGUGUUGCAAAAAGGGUAUACUAAGCCGAAAAGGGUGACUCUGGAGGCUAUUCUGAACAACUUUUGUUCUAAGAGUUUUGGAAAUUCACGAAAACAAAAACCUAUUCCAUAGAAAUUUUGUUGGUCACGUGACUUUCUUACUAUGGAAAAAGAAUAUUUUUUUCUCGGGAUCUGUCCAAUUUCUGUAUGUAAAAACUAGUAUAGAAAACAAUUAAUAGAUUGGAUAAUAAUAACGGCCAGUAAGUCGUCAAUCAUCACACAAUGCUAUUUCGUUGGUACAUAUUUGUACAAUACGCUAGAAAUAAGUUUUGUCUCAAAGAGAAUCUGAUUGUAUUUAUGGAUAUUUUAUAAAGUUUAUCUCCCAUACGCCUAUAUUAUAGUAAUAUGCAAAUUUA